UCUAUUGCUCGGUGAAAGAAUGUAGUUGAGCUGGUUUAACCACAAUCAUGCUAUAAAAGCUGACAAAUUUCUGAGGAAUCAGAGACCUUCAGUGUCACAUUGGAAGUGCCUCUGAGUUGUGGAAAAUGUGGUUACACAAGCUGGUAGUCCUUACUUUGGCACUAUCUGGAGUAUACUCCAAAUGUGAAGAUGCCUCUAUUUCCGAGAAAAAACAAAAUAUUCUGAACCUGUUGGCGUGUUGGGAUGAAAGCUCUGAAAGUGACUAUGGGUCUUAUUCUGGGAGUCCUACUGGUGGGUACAGUGUAUACAGGAGCUGCAAGGAAAUCAAGAACUCUGAUAAACAUGCAAAAGAUGGGAUAUAUACGCUAACCACUGAAGAUGGAGUGUCAUACCAGACCUACUGUGAUAUGACAACCAAUGGAGGAGGUUGGACAUUGGUGGCAAGUGUCCAUGAAAACAAUAUGUUUGGUAAAUGUACAGUGGGAGAUCGCUGGUCCAGCCAGGGAGGAGACGAUAUCAACAACCCCAAAGGAGAUGGCAACUGGGCCAACUAUGCCACCUUUGGUCUACCUGAUGGAGCUACAAGCGAUGAUUAUAAGAAUCCUGGCUAUUAUGAUCUUACUGCUGAAGACCUGGGCUUGUGGCACGUUCCCAAUGAUACACCCUUGACACAGUGGAGGAAUGCCUCUCUUCUGAGAUACCGCACAGACAAUGGCUUCUUUAAGCAAGAAGGUGGUAACCUCUUCAAGCUGUACAAUAAAUACCCAGUAGUAUAUAAUGUUGGUGGCUGCCUUGCACAAAAUGGACCCGCUGUUCCUGUAGUGUAUGACCGUGGAAGUGCUGAGAAGACAAAGUCAUAUUAUUCACCCAAAGGAGCAAAGGAGUUCACUGCUGGUUAUGUCCAGUUCCGGGUUAUUAAUACAGAAAGAUCUGCCCUGGCUCUGUGUGCAGGAGUGAAGGUGACAGGAUGCAAUCCAGAACAUCAUUGCAUUGGUGGAGGAGGCUACAUCCCAGAAGGAUUCCCCAGGCAGUGUGGUGACUUUGCAGCAUUUGACUGGGAUGGUUAUGGAAAACAUAUUAGAUGGAGUACCACCAAGGAGAUAACUGAAGCAGCCGUCCUCCUCUUCUAUCGUUAAUGUAUGCAAGUUGUCUAUUUUGUUAA
Bufo bufo (common toad) is the source of this 1162-nucleotide messenger RNA. RefSeq names its product intelectin-1-like. Bases 126 to 1136 code for a protein of 336 amino acids. Gene Ontology annotation, molecular function: oligosaccharide binding. NCBI's taxonomy places the organism in Eukaryota, Metazoa, Chordata, Amphibia, Anura, Bufonidae. The transcript has 8 exons. The record is from RefSeq and is a predicted model, not a curated record.